This is a messenger RNA of Strongylus vulgaris, 686 nucleotides long. NCBI's taxonomy places the organism in Eukaryota, Metazoa, Nematoda, Chromadorea, Rhabditida, Strongylidae. The record is from the annotation of a GenBank genome assembly.
UUUUCCAGAAGAUCUAUACCAAAGGGAGACCGCCCUGGUAUGACAAGUUUGGAAAUACCCUCAAGCAGCCUUAUUUGAUUGGGAUUUGUGGCGGUUCCGCUAGCGGCAAAACGACAGUUGCUGAGAAGAUAAUCGAAAAACUUGAAAUUCCUUGGGUUACGAUUUUGAGCAUGGACAGUUUUUAUAAGGUUUUGAACGAAGAGGAACAUAAGCUUGCUGAACAAUCCAAUUACAAUUUUGAUCAUCCCAAUGCUUUCGACUUCGACCUUCUAUUUGAGGUUCUAACAAGACUUCGUGAGGGAAAAAACUGCGAAGUUCCGGUUUACGACUUCACUACUCAUUCUAGGGAUAAUAAUCCAAAGAUGAUGUAUGGCGCGGAUGUGUUGAUUUUCGAAGGGAUUCUCGCCUUCCAUCGCCCUGAAAUCGUUGCUAUGAUGGACAUGAAAGUGUUCGUGGACACAGAUGGAGAUGUCCGUUUAGCUCGUCGCCUCAAUCGAGACAUUAAUGAACGAGGCCGUGACACCAUUGGAGUGCUUGAUCAGUAUUUCCGAUUCGUUAAGCCAGCUUUUGAAGCUUACAUAGCACCAGGCAUGAAGUUUGCUGAUAUCAUCGUUCCAAGAGGUGGCGACAAUGACGUGGCGAUAAAUCUGAUUGCGAAGCAAGUGAAAACUCAGCUCAUCAAACGC